Molecule: messenger RNA, 1614 nt
Organism: Trichoplax adhaerens
Lineage: Eukaryota; Metazoa; Placozoa; Uniplacotomia; Trichoplacea; Trichoplacidae
Exons: 16
Coding region: 1-1614 (537 amino acids)
Source: RefSeq, a predicted model, not a curated record
AUGGCACAACUAUCCGAUCAUUAUAAUGGCCAAGAAUGGCAGAAUAAUUUACAUAAAUGGAUCCAUCAACUAGCGUCCAUGAACAGUGGAGAUGUUCAACUCAAUCAGCAACAAAUUCAAUCGCUCUUGGACAAUUGCGUCAGUAAAAUGCAUCAGGUCAAAGAUUACUUGUUGGACUUGAUAAAGCUUCUAGCAAAUUUUUUCUCAAAUACUGCAUUAGUGCUGUCAAGUGAAUUAGCCGCCGGUAGUUUGAAUUGUUUACAAUUAGUUCUAAGCUGUUGCCAACAAUUUUCAUCGGAUACCGAUAUAGCUCAAGCCAAGAUGAUUUUACUGAAACGAUUGCAGUAUAACUUACGUAGAGAAACUUCGCAUAGUAAUACACGCAACGACUCCACUGAAGGCCAUCCGGAACUUAUGCCAUCAUCUGAGCAAUUUAUUUACCAGCUAACUUCCAAGUUUGCUAAGCUAGAACGGACAAAAUGGAGUCCAAAACUCCAGUGUUUCCUACCGGUUAGAAAUAAAUGUGGUAAAAUGAUUCGUACCUUGACGGAAGAUAUUCUAUUACAAUAUCUGCAUUCCGAUAGUUUGCAACCUUUGAUUCUCGAACUAAUCAAUUUACCUUCUGACUUUAUAACUUUAAAAGAUAAUCAACUGCAAGUUGAAGAUAGUAUACCUACAUCGUUUCUUGAAAGUAUUAUAGAAAUAAACAGAAUCAGCAAUAAAAUUACCGACAACCGAACUAUUGAAAUUAUAAAUACUAGAAUUUGGCAUCGAAAUUUUGAUAUGUUUGAAAGUGAAUUGCUCAAGGUACUAAAAGAGACCAUAUCAUCUGAAGAUGUAUUAACAGCUGAAGAGAUUCGAAAUCAUAUUCAAGACCAUGUUAUAGUGAAAGUGUGCGCUGCUUCGCCGUGUUUAUUUGAAGUAGCAUCUAGACUAUUAUGGAUUGAUAAAGAUCUUUGGUGGUUAAUAAUAUGUUUUGGCCGAAUCCUUAUGCAUGUGGCAAUAGAUGUGGCACUAGUUGGAAAUGAACAGUAUGUUGAUGACGCUAUUCAAAUAUUAUUUUGGCAUGCUACUCCGUUAGUUCGUACACUUGGCACUACAGAUACGAGCAAUUUUCGUGAUUUCGUCGCCUAUUUGAGAGAUUAUAUAAAGUCUAAAGGAAAUCCUGAAGUAUCGAUGAAUGAAAAAGUAAUCCCAUUUAACAACUAUGGUUUAAAUAUUGUCGCCAGCUUUGUGAUUUUGAUGCUACCUUUACACUUAUCAUCAACAUUAGAAAUCAAGCGUAUAUGUAAACCAAUUUGUCUAGCAUUAAUUGGCAAUACAAGGGAUUAUCUCGAAGUUAUAUUACACCUUCUUGAUGAUCAUCAAGUAAAAUGGAAGAAAAUUGAUGACACACACAUUCAUAUUUAUACUGAUAUACUUCACGAUCUGAUUCAAUCCAUCGAGAGCGAAUUAAAAGCAAUCGAUAAUAAUACUUUAAAUCUUAAGAAGAAUACAAUCAAUUACUUAGAAAGCUAUAAAAAUAGAGUGCAAUCAUUAAAGAUAGUACUUACGGCUUUAGUCUGCCAAAUAACCAAGUAUUAUGGUCUUCGACAGAUCUACGACGCUAAUUAA